This is a messenger RNA of Paraphaeosphaeria sporulosa, 2303 nucleotides long. RefSeq lists its product as uncharacterized. The record is from RefSeq and is a predicted model, not a curated record. The transcript is spliced from 2 exons. NCBI's taxonomy places the organism in Eukaryota, Fungi, Ascomycota, Dothideomycetes, Pleosporales, Didymosphaeriaceae. The coding region runs from base 191 to 2155 and encodes 654 amino acids.
UUUCCCUCGUGCUUCUGCCCUUCCUCCGUCACCAUACUCUGUUCUAUUCUCUGCUUGCCCGUCGUUUUGGUUCUCUGGGAGAGCCGUCCGUUCCUUACAACUCAUCCGUCGAUCACUCCACUUCUGUCGCUCCUUUCUCCAUCUACCGAACCAGGUACUGACACCAACUAACACCCAUUUUGAAACCGCCAUGGCCAGGAUGCUGGGAAGGUCGAGGUCAUUCCGAAUGCUCAAAGGCGGAUACAAGGAAACGCACCAACGAGACGCAGACAACACAACGCCACAGCCCACUCUUUCAGAUGUCGAAUCCGAUAGAUUAAAGGCACCAACGCCUGUCACACGAGCAGAGAGCAGAGUUGAAACUCUCGAUCCCGAUAUGCUGCCACGGCCCAGGACUUCUAGCGGGCCAGGCGACCGCUCAACGCUAUUCCACAAAAAAGUGAUGCCCAUUCAAUCUGUCGACGAUUCUCGCUUUGAUGUCUCAUAUACAUCGCCCUCAAAAUCCACUUCCACCCUCUACACUGCGCAACUUUCGGAACAGGAAGGUAUCAUUGGCAUUGCGCUUGGGAGUCCCACCAUGCCGCCUCAACACUGGCACGCACCUCCCACAGACUUCGUGACGCAGACCCAGGGCACCAUUACCCAGAUAUCUUCCAACAACCAAUCUCCGGAAUCUAUCCCUCGAGCGUACGAGAGCCAGAAUGAGGCACCAAAGCCCAAGCUCAGCCGAUGGAAAUCUAUCUUCAAGAAGACAGCUCCACCACCCCGACAGAACAAGGACACUUUUUACCAACUAGCAAAAGCAGUCAACUCUGCCCGGUUAGACAACCAGCCAGACAACGACUCUCUGUAUUCACGAUCACUUGCGCAAGAGGAUGAUGUCGCCGCAAAUCCUUCACCAACGUACACUUUCAAAUCGGAUAUCAGACCAUCUCGCAACAAGCAGACAGGGCACUUGGCACCAGACACCAGGCCGAGGGCUCUGACGGCGGGUUCGGCAUCAGGCAAGGUGAAGUCGCCACUAUCGCGUUUUGCGCUCAGUCCAAGGCCUCAGAUACCCACCAACAGUUAUGCUGCGCUUCCUUCAGUGACCGUCUCUGGAGCGUCAAAAAAUACGUCACCUCAGCUGCCUGGGGGUAAGCCGUUGCUUGAUGUAGAUAUUCCUAGCGUACAGAUGGAACGAUAUAGUGUCAUGUUCAGUGGACUGCUCCAACCACAGACUACGAAUGCCUCCUCAUCGCUCUUGCAAAGGCGGCAAGGUGCUGCGGACAAAGUCAAGCCGCUGAAUGGAUUAUCUGUAAAGAGCAACAAUGACCAAUCUCGCGACGGCUUGCAGCGACGAGCAACAUCCCCCAGCCUACCAUCAAAGUCACCCUCCGGCCACCUCUCCCUCUUCCCAUCCGCAAACACCAGCCGCGCACCCUCACCACACAUCAUCACCAACCGGCCACGGCCUCUCCAACGCUCCAAAACCGCGCCCGCCGUGUCCCCCUCCCAACUCAACUUCCCCUUUCAAUCCACCAAGAAAGCGGCGGCGCCCCAAGAAAUCGACUACCCGGACACCCCCUCCCUGUCCCGCACCUCAAGCCCCACCUCGGACCGCAGCUUCGACUCUGACAGCGAAGAAAUCACCAUUGUCGCCACGCCCCAAAAUGCCCCGCCGAAGCCCUGGCGUCCGCACGCUCAAAUCCGAAGCGACGAACGGGAGCCCGUCUGGGAAAUCCUGCCCCGCCAGCCCUCCACCGUCACCAAGGCCUCCGCCCUCCGCUCCCACCCCACCAGCGCCGCGUCACCCGCGCCCCAAGAACCCAUGUCAGCCUCUGUGGCAACGGUACGCAGCCCCGUCCUCAACCGCACGCGCUCCCACACCGUCCUCACGAGCACGAGUCCGCGCCCCGGCCCAGAGCACUCGACCACAGUUACAGGCACAGCGACGUUCGGCAUCGCGCGCUCCGUGUCAGUCUCGCGGGCGACGCGGUCGCCGGGCGCGGCGUUGAGUCCCGCGGGCAGCGAGGGCGUCGUGCCGCCGUUUGUGAGGAGUCCGGAUGGUCUACAACCGCCGGGGAAGUUUCUUGGGGCGAGCAAGCCGUUGACGCCGACGCUGGUGGAGCUGAAGAAUCGGCGGAGUCAUCGGGUGCAGCUUGUUGAUGCGUGAGUGGGCGAGAACCACGUUUCGCUACCAUGUCAUGUUUGUGUCUGGCGCUUUUUAGGAUUGGAGUGGAUUGGGUGGUUUCUUCAUAGCAUGGUGUCUGGCGUUUGCACCGACCACACUGCACCAGCGGUGCUACUUCAUUCUUUCCUGC